AUGGGAGUACUCUACUUCUUUCUUAGUUUGAAAAUUAAGCAAACUAAGGAAGGUAUUAUGAUUCAUCAGCAAAAGUUCAUUAAGGAACUGGUGAAGAAAUACAAGCUUGAAAAUGCAAAACCAAAUAAAACUCCUAUGGGAAUAUCUACCAGACUGGAUGAGGAUCCAUCUGGAAUUUGUAUAGAUCAAACUAUGUAUAGAGGUAUGAUAGGUUCUCUAAUCUACUUAACUGCCAAUAAACCUGACAUAUCUUUUAGUGUAGGUUUAUGCGCCAGGUUCCCAGCUAAUCCAAAGGAGUCUCACCUUAAAGUAGUGAAGAGAAUUCAUCGUUACUUAAAAGGAACUAACAAUUUGGGUCUCUUCUAUCCUAGAAGCGACUCAUUUGAUUUAAAUGGUUUUACUGACACUGACUAUGCAGGUGGAUUGGUUUAUAGAAAAAGCACAUCAGGAGAAAUCCCCAACUGUAACCCCACUGAAAACCCUCCUACCUCUUCUACCUCAACCAGAAACCCUAAGGAGAAGAAAUUGAGUGAGAAGGAAGAAGAAAUUGUAGAUAUCUUUGCGAAGUUGAAGGAAUUGAAGGAGAGGAAAAAUAGUGAAAGAAAUGUUGAAGGCCACAUCAAGGAGGUCGAAGACUUUGCGGCCGGAAUUACUUAG
Chenopodium quinoa (quinoa) is the source of this 657-nucleotide messenger RNA. RefSeq lists its product as uncharacterized. Bases 1 to 657 code for a protein of 218 amino acids. The record is from RefSeq and is a predicted model, not a curated record. Lineage: Eukaryota; Viridiplantae; Streptophyta; Magnoliopsida; Caryophyllales; Amaranthaceae. The transcript is spliced from 2 exons.